Molecule: messenger RNA, 1461 nt
Organism: Sphenostylis stenocarpa
Lineage: Eukaryota; Viridiplantae; Streptophyta; Magnoliopsida; Fabales; Fabaceae
Source: the annotation of a GenBank genome assembly
AUGGAUUCGGGGUAUGGCAAACUAAGUUGUGAGGAUUCGAAAUCCUGUGAGGGAAUAGAAGUAGAAAGUGUUCAAAUGCAUGGAGAGAUAUUUGAUCAUAGCAUACAUGAUAAGCAAGCAAAAGUAUCUGCAGAAACUAUCGAUGACAGUCCAAGAAGUAAAGAUUCAAACCAUGAGGGUAGAAGUAGUAGUGAUUCAGAAGAACAAAUAUAUGCCAUAAGUAAAGGUGAAAGUGAUAAGAAUAAACACUCUGACUCACAUACCGAUAGCACUGAAAGCAUAUCUUCAUCAACUAGAAGGAGAAGUUCUUGUUCUUCAUCUGAAUCAUCAUCAGAGGAUUUCUUUGCACCGGAUGAAGCAUUUAAGUACACCAAGUCUGGGAAAGAUAAUGUUUCUAGCAAUGAGAGUUCUGAAAAGUCUGAACUUGACAACAACUCUCUAAUUCCAACAUCAACAAAUCAAGUUUACAAUUUGAGCCACAGCCAAAAGGGUAUGUCACCAACUGCUAGUCCUCCCAUGCAAGUGAUGGAUCGAUCUGGAAAAUAUGAUGCAUCUAUUAUUCCAUCUUCAAUUUUUGAACCAAAUACUAAUCCAUCAGAAUGGAGUAUUGCUUCUAAUGAUUCACUAUUCAGUAUUCAAAUAGGGCAACCAAGUUUGUCCAGAGAAACCGCGCUUAUGUAUGGUGAAUUAUGCUCGUCAAUGGAAUUUACCAAAUCUUUUGAGUUGAAUAACCGAGCUCCUUCAUUUAAAAUAGAAGACCCUACCAUAAAGAGUGUUGAUGAUGUAGAAGCGAUAGACACUGCUACAAGGAAUGUUGAUGUAGAGAAAUUGCAAGCAACAACAACAUCACAUGAAUCAUUGAAGUUAGAAGGAGAAAGACUCAGUGAAGACAAUAACGAAAUAAAGGCUUCACAUCAAACUACAAGUCACAAAUCAUCCAAGUCCAAUGUGUCUAUUCUUUCUCAUAGUGAGAAUGGAACUUCACCUGUUCCUCCAUUAAAGAAGCGAUCCCGGAAAGGCUACGGUUAUAGUUGUAGCUGGGUGUUCUUCUGGCCGAGCUGCACGUGUUGUUGCUCAUCAUUCUCUUGCUGUUGGAGUAGUAAUCCUGCAAAUUAUCGUCAUCAGACCACCCCAAUGUAUGUUUCCUACACUUCACCUAUAUCACAUUUAUUAUUUAGACAUCAAGUUAAACUACUUGUUCUUUGUUUGACAGAAACAGAGAGAAAUGAUUCCAUGAAGAUGGAUAUUCCUCGACAGCAAUCAGAAGUGACUGGGGACUCUACAGCCAGUCGUAUCCAACCUAAACAAGAAUCCGAAGUGCCUUCCAACUCAAAAGACAAUAAUUCCAAUUGGUUUCAUUUUGCCACCACCGUUAGGCACAUAGGUUUGAUCACAUGGCAAUGCACACAUAUCUUGGACCUGCGCCACUCUUCCCUUCAAAGACUCGGGCUAGAUUCAUAA